CGUGCCUUAAUUCAGAAACUUGAAACGUCGAGAAGGCUAUCUCAAGUGCUGUAUUUACAAUUUUAAUACCCCCAAGCCCUAAACCCCGAAACAAGAAACAUUCUGCCCUGCCCGAUAUUAAAACUUUCGCCAAGUUAUCCAGCUGCCCGAUAGCACCAAACGCAUCAUGGAGCGACCUGAGACAAAAACACCCCUCAAAUGCUAUAACUACAGAUGUACCGAUAGCUCACCUGAAAAUUCCCUCCGCUGUUCUGGGUGCAUGAAAGUUCGUUACUGCUCCAAGGAUUGUCAGAAACAGGACUGGAAAGAGCACAAGUCCUUCUGCAAGCACGUAUCGACCAACGGCACCAGCUCUGCGUCUUUUGAUGACUUGGAAUACUAUCAGAAAGUCGCGGCGCAUGAUGCUAAAGCACAGGACCUUGCCAAUGAAAUUGGUCUUGUCCUUCCCACCGCCACCAAUAAGUCAUCUCUUGCACUCAACCUGCCCAUACGACGUCUGGUGCUCACGGGAAAAGAUACACCAGAGAACUUCUCACUUUUCUUCGGCCAGAACAAGUCCAAUUCAGUCACCCAAGCCCAUAAGUCUAACCGCAUGGAAGCACUCCUAGACCCCCCUGCGGGUUCCUCCAUGGAUGUAAUGGCGAGAUCCAGAAAGUUUGACGAGAACUGCCCUCCUCGCAAUGUUCGUCCGCCUUCCCAAGCAGAAGCUGGGGAAAUCAAGAAGAUCAGAGACAUGCAGGAAACUAUUCGUCGGCAUAUGGGGGCUCGGGGUGUCGAGGACGUUACCUCUAGUGAUAUGAGAGAUAUCCUGGUAAAGAACUUUGGUAAUCGAUGGUCAGAAGCGCUCCAAGUUUAUAACCACGCUCUCAACUCAAUGGAUCGCAAUAUAAGGCCGCCGGGGAUUUACGAUUAACGGAAUGCUUGACUUAGCAAACUC
This is a messenger RNA of Annulohypoxylon maeteangense, 937 nucleotides long. RefSeq lists its product as uncharacterized. Bases 167 to 913 code for a protein of 248 amino acids. The record is from RefSeq and is a predicted model, not a curated record. The transcript has 3 exons. Lineage: Eukaryota; Fungi; Ascomycota; Sordariomycetes; Xylariales; Hypoxylaceae.